UGUAAAUAGUGCCAAUUCGAUUAAUAAAUUUAGAAUGUCAAAAAAGCACACAUUGGUUGUAGUGUUUUCGAUUGCGUUUUUGAUUAUAUGCAGGUAUAUCAGCGCACAGACAACACAAAAUAUAAAUGUUUUGUUCGUCAACGAAGUUGGAAAUGAUUUAGCACAAGUUGCAGUUGAUGUUGCCUUGAAUUAUAUCAGAAAAAAUCCCAGCUUGGGGCUAUCUGUGGAGUUAUUGUCAGUUGAAGGAAAUCGAACAGAUAGCAAAGGAUUAUUGGAAUCAUUAUGCUUAAAAUAUGGCGAAGCUCUGACCACCAACAAACCACCUCAUGUUAUAUUAGACACUACGCUUACUGGUGUUUCUUCGGAAACUGUUAAAUCGAUAAGUUCCGCUCUUGGAAUUCCUACAGUUUCGGCAUCGUAUGGUCAAGAAGGUGAUUUAAGGCAAUGGCGAUCUUUAUCACAACUUAAAAGCAAUUAUUUGUUGCAGAUAAUGCCGCCUACAGAUAUAAUCCCUGAGGUUAUCAGAUCAAUAAUCAUAUACAUGAAUAUUACCAACGCUGCUAUUUUGUAUGAUGAUUCUUUUGUAAUGGACCAUAAAUAUAAAGCGUUGCUUCAAAAUAUACCUACUAGACAUGUUAUAACAUCUAUUGGAAAUGGCAAAGAGAGAGCAGAACAAAUUGAAAAACUGAGGAACCUUGAUAUAAACAACUUUUUCAUUCUUGGUUCAUUCACUUCCAUCAAAAAAGUCCUAGAAUCCUCAAAACGUGAGUUCUUCGAACGAAAUUUUGCGUGGCAUGCUAUUACUCAACACCAAGGAGAAUUAUCUAGUAGCAUUGAAAAUGCUACCAUCAUAUUAUUACGACCCAUGUCAGAUAGCAAGAGUAAAGACCGUUUGGGUGCAAUCAGAACUACAUACAAUAUGAAGCAGGAACCACAAAUAACGACUGUAUUCUAUUUCGACCUCGCUCUACGUACAUUCUUAGCAAUUAAAAAUAUUCUGCAAGUUGGUUCUUGGCCUCCCAACAUGAAAUAUUUAACUUGCGAUGAAUAUGAUGGGACGAACACACCAAAUCAUACGAUUGAUCUAAGAUCUGCUUUUGUUGAUGUAACAGAGCCCACUACGUAUGGCUCAUUCGAGUUUCCGAAAAGCAAUUCUCCUUUUAAUGGUCAUAGCUAUAUGAAAUUUGAUAUGGAUAUAAGUGCUGUUACAAUUCGGGGAGGAGCUUCAGUUAGCACGAAAAGUCUCGGAAAAUGGGAAGCGAGCGUCGAUAACCCAUUACAUGUUAUUAAAGAAGAUGAAAUGAGAAAUCUUACAGCGGAUACCGUGUAUCGUGUAUACACUGUUGUUCAAGAGCCCUUCAUCAUGCGAGACUCAACAGCACCGAAAGGAUUUAAAGGAUACUGUAUCGAUCUACUGGAUGAAAUUGCUAAAAUUGUAAAAUUUGAUUAUGAAAUUAGAGAAGUAGAAGAUGGAAAAUUUGGAAAUAUGAAUGACAAAGGAGAGUGGAAUGGAAUCGUGCGAAAACUAAUUGACAAGCAAGCUGAUAUCGGCUUAGGAUCUAUCUCUGUUAUGGCAGAACGUGAAACAGUAAUUGAUUUCACUGUCCCAUAUUACGACUUAGUAGGAAUUUCUAUAAUGAUGCAGCUACCAAGCACACCUAGUUCAUUAUUCAAGUUUUUAACUGUGCUCGAAACAAAUGUAUGGCUUUGCAUUCUGGCUGCAUAUUUUUUCACUAGUUUUUUGAUGUGGAUUUUUGACCGUUAUAGUCCUUAUAGUUAUCAAAACAAUCGUGAAAAAUAUGAAAAUGAUGAUGAAAAACGAGAAUUCAACAUCAAAGAAUGUCUGUGGUUUUGCAUGACAUCUCUUACACCGCAAGGAGGAGGCGAAGCUCCGAAAAAUUUGUCUGGUAGAUUAGUAGCAGCAACUUGGUGGUUAUUCGGAUUUAUAAUCAUUGCUUCUUACACUGCUAAUUUGGCUGCAUUUUUAACUGUGUCAAGAUUGGAUACACCUGUUGAAUCUUUGGACGACCUAUCAAAGCAGUAUAAAAUUUUAUAUGCACCACUCAAUGGGUCAUCUGCCAUGACUUAUUUUCAACGUAUGGCGGAUAUAGAGGCACGAUUUUACGAAAUAUGGAAAGAAAUGUCUCUUAAUGACUCUUUGACUCCUGUUGAACGUUCGAAAUUGGCCGUUUGGGAUUAUCCGGUAAGUGAUAAAUACACGAAAAUGUGGCAAGCAAUGCAAGAAGCCGGAUUACCGAAUAGUUUGGAUGAAGCAGUUGAACGAAUCAGAAAUUCUACAUCGGCAUCGGGGUUUGCGUUUUUGGGUGAUGCAACAGAUAUCAGAUACAAAGUGCUAACUAAUUGUGACUUGCAGAUGGUAGGAGAGGAGUUUUCUAGAAAACCAUACGCUAUCGCGGUGCAGCAAGGAUCUCCUUUAAAAGAUCAAUUUAACAACGCAAUUCUUAUGUUACUGAAUAAAAGACAGUUGGAAAAACUGAAGGAGCAAUGGUGGAAAAACGACGAGAUACAAGGUAAAUGUGAAAAAACAGAUGAUCAGUCUGAUGGUAUAUCUAUACAAAACAUCGGUGGAGUUUUUAUUGUUAUAUUCGUUGGCAUUGGAAUGGCAUGCGUUACAUUAAUGUUCGAGUUUUGGUACUAUAAGUAUCGGAAAAAUGUACAAAUUAUCGAUAUUGCGGGGAUUUCGGAAGAAAAAAAAGCACGAAAUUCGGAUUUGAAGCUAUCAAGCUCACAACAUCAAAUUGGAUCCAUAAUCCAAAUGAAAGACGAUCACGGUAAAAAACUAAAAAACAUUCGAACAAGAACUAAAACGAUAAACAUCAACUAUUUAAAAUCACGAUUUUGAACAAACUGUAUGUUAUGUAAAACACGUUACUGGAUCCGUACUGUUAAUAAUGAUAGUAAUGUGCUAUUGGAUGGAAA
Malaya genurostris is the source of this 2940-nucleotide messenger RNA. It is a transcript of the gene Ir25a, whose product is annotated as ionotropic receptor 25a. Lineage: Eukaryota; Metazoa; Arthropoda; Insecta; Diptera; Culicidae. Gene Ontology annotation, molecular function: transmitter-gated monoatomic ion channel activity involved in regulation of postsynaptic membrane potential; glutamate-gated receptor activity. The record is from RefSeq and is a predicted model, not a curated record. Bases 35 to 2863 code for a protein of 942 amino acids. Gene Ontology annotation, biological process: monoatomic ion transport; synaptic transmission, glutamatergic; modulation of chemical synaptic transmission. Gene Ontology annotation, cellular component: postsynaptic membrane; plasma membrane. The transcript has 10 exons.